AUGUCAUCAGACCAGGAAAAGCUUCAAGAAUUUCUCCGGGUGAACAAAAACAUCAAAUUCAUUCGCAUACAAUGGAUCGACUACUCUGGUGUAUUGCGUGUCCGCUUCGUUCCCAUGGCCCGCUGCCUUCGAAUUGCCAGCGGCAGUGAGAUCAUUCAUCUCGCUCAAAACAGCAUGAUCAUUCCCAUCUCUACUGCUCCCAGAAUCUUUUCCCUCAGCGACUAUCACGAAACUUGGAACUUGUGCCCGGACUGGUCCUCCCUACGUCCUUGCGGUUUCAAAUUCGGCCAUGCGGCUGCAAUGAGCUUUGUCGACCAACAGGAUGCUGUGAAGAGGUUUGACAAGUGUCCCCGCAUGCUUCUAGUUAAGGCAAUUGAGCAACUAGAGAAUGAAUGGGGAUCAACAAUAUUGAUCGGCUUUGAGAUCGAGUUUGUGCUUCUAGACGCAUCAGACAACGUUAUUCAACCCAUGGAUCGGCUGAACGGCUACUCAAGACCAGCGGGACUGCGUGCCGAGACGUUGAAAUUGGUCGAAGAGAUCAUCACCGCUCUUGAGCUGUCAUCCAUCAGCAUUCACCACUUUCAUGCGGAAGUCAACGACCAACUGGAGAUUGCUCUUGCCCCGGAGCCAGCACUGAAGGCUGUUGACUCCCUUAUUCUGGCACAAGAAGCUAUUCGUACAAUAUGCGUACGACAAAACAUCAAAGCGACAAUGACACCAAAACCAACCAUGACAGGACCCUCAAAUGGCCUGCAUCUCCACCUUUCUCUUGAUAAGCUUGACCAUGCCCUGGUGGAUCAUUUCGUGGCCGGCAUUCUUGAUCAUAUGGGCUCACUCUGCGCCUUUGGCAUGGCAAACUAUGAUGGCUACGUUCGCUCGGUCAGCGACGCUACCGGGACAUGGAUCGGAUUCGGCACCGAUAAUCGUGACCUACCUGUACGAAAGAUCAGUGACUUGCACUGGGAGGUUCGCAUGAUGGACGGUACUGCAAAUCCGUACUUGUUCACCGCCACCGUUGUGCUAGCCGGGCUAGAUGGGCUUAGGAAGAAGACUGUUCUGGCUUGGAAAGACUGCAAGUUCUUCCCAGACGUAAUGGACGAAAAGAUGCGAGCAGACCACGGAAUGGACAAGCACAUGCCAGUAACGUUGAAAGAGGCGCUGCAUUCGUUAAAGGAGGAUGAAGCUAUGAGGAGUUUGGUUGGGGAUGACUUGCUCAAGUGGUAUAUCUCCGUAAAGGACAAAGAGGUAGAAGAGUUCGGGAAAAUGACUGACGAGGAAAGACGAAAGCGGUUCUUAGAGUAUUUUUAG
This is a messenger RNA of Pochonia chlamydosporia 170, 1308 nucleotides long. Its product is annotated as glutamine synthetase, catalytic domain-containing protein. Lineage: Eukaryota; Fungi; Ascomycota; Sordariomycetes; Hypocreales; Clavicipitaceae. The record is from RefSeq and is a predicted model, not a curated record. The transcript has a single exon. Bases 1 to 1308 code for a protein of 435 amino acids. Gene Ontology annotation, molecular function: glutamine synthetase activity.